Messenger RNA from Juglans regia (Persian walnut), 1767 nucleotides. RefSeq lists its product as uncharacterized. Lineage: Eukaryota; Viridiplantae; Streptophyta; Magnoliopsida; Fagales; Juglandaceae. The record is from RefSeq and is a predicted model, not a curated record. The transcript has 9 exons. The coding region runs from base 200 to 1090 and encodes 296 amino acids.
AAGCAGAAAGCUACUUAUCCGGGUGUUUCAGCUUUUUCUGUCCGUUCUCCUCCCUUCGAACUGACAUGCACAUGCUGCGUUUGCCAUAUCAAGUUAUCAACAUAACAAAGACUACGAUAGAUUCAAAUUUGACAACUUCAAGCCAGAAACGUUGAGAGCAUAGAAAGCACAUAGAUUGAGAACUCUGAGCUCCGAAAAAAUGGAGAAGCCAUCUUGGUUUCGAACCAUUUUCGUACAGGCGUCUCUCUGCUUUGCUCUCUAUCUUGCUCUGAACUUGGGUCAGCCUCAGAAGCCCAUUCAAGGGAAUAGGAGUGGAAACAGAGGUCUUGAUCUUUACUUCAUCAGUGUUAGAGGGGGUUUCAGACCACUUAAGCAACAGACCCAUCUUCUGAAACUGAUGGACAAAGUGGCAAAGGCUUACAAUGUAAGUUUUGUGGUGAACACUAGUGAACUUGGAGAGGAUGAUCCACUCAUGCAGAAUGGUACUGUGUUUUUCUCAUCCCUGAAAGUUCCCUGGUAUACUACUAGAACAACAAAAGGACAUGGAGUCUGUUGCUUUCUAGAGCAGAUAAAGCUACCUUAUGGGAAAACCUUAGACAUUGUCGGUGUGGAUACUGGUUCAUUACAGGAUUUGAUGCUUAGGGGAUCAUCGAGUGAAAUUGAGCAGAGUCAGUUACAUUGGCUGACAAGGACACUAGAAGUAAUCAGUGGUAACUGGCGCAUUGUUGUUGGAUUCCAUCAAUUGGUUGUUUGUGAAGAGAACAAUGAGCAAAUGGAGGCAAAGCAACUUUAUGAGCUUCUUCAUCAUACUUUUGUAAGAUUUGGAGUUAAUGCGUACCUAAGCGGACAUGAUUGCACUAAACAUGUUCGUCAUGGCAACAUUGCUUACAUUGGCCGGAAUCCGGCCUCGAGAGAGAAUGAACCUUAUUUGGCAACUGUAAGUGGACAACCAGCCUUGAAUGGAGAAUUGGUCAAUGGCUUUCUUCUUCACAGAGUCAGCGCAAUAGAAAUUGCAACCUACUUUAUUUCCUCAACUGGGGAAAUUGUGCACCAAAUUUUGCUCCAACACAGGGGUAAGGAGGUGAUGUAAAACCCUCAUUUUGAGGAGCAAAACUUUACCCUUGUGUGAAGCCCCUCAACUUGAAGCAAGUUUUUCUAUGUCAGAUACGCCAUUCAUUCUCAACAAGCCUUCAACCCUAGUUUGUUUUGCAGAUGAGAUGAGUUAAGGUUAAAGUUAAAAGUUAAAUAAAAUAUUGUUAGAAUAUAUUUUUCUAAUAUUAUUUUUGUUUUGAAAUUUGAAAAAACUGAAUUGUUUAUUUUAUUUUGUGUGAGAAUUUAGAAAAGUCGUAAUGAUUAGAUGAGAAGAGAGGAAUUGUGAAAACAAACGAGACGAAUUUGGGUUACGCUCACUUUGAUUUUCAACUUGCUAUUGGUGUGAAUUUGGGUUGGAGAUUGUUCUGUUUGAUGCUAUAAAAAAACUCGGUUGCCCAAUCAGUUUUGUCCCCGAUGGAACUACAACUUUUCAUAAUGGUUAAUACCAAAAUAAACAAAGAAAAAUGCCAAGGAAAUAGAUGAAUCUGCUCGAGAAAUGCUUAGAAAAAUAUAAGAGUGAGGUAAUAGGCACGGCAGGGGGAUCUACAGAAUUUAAGAUUGAGGUCUAUAUGAAUGAAUGGUAGUAAAUGAUAUGUGAUUAUCAAUUUAAUGUAUACUCUUUCUGUUUUGCAUGGAUUCAAAUUUAAGUUUAUAGCAUAAGAAAGAUGGACACAU